This is a messenger RNA of Symbiodinium necroappetens, 523 nucleotides long. The record is from the annotation of a GenBank genome assembly. NCBI's taxonomy places the organism in Eukaryota, Dinophyceae, Suessiales, Symbiodiniaceae.
GAAGAAGAUCCGCCCACUGCGGGAGCUGCACAAGCUGGUGAUGAUGAUGGCAACGUGUUUCAGGACACUGCUGUGGUCAUUUCUGUUAUGUUUUCUGGUGAUGACGGUCUGGGCCAUGUUAAUGGUGGAAACUGUGAACCCUUUCGUGCGGGACAUGCACGCCAAUCAGGGCUUUUUUGAGGAUUGCCUGCAAUGCAGACGAGCAACAUCUUCGGUCAUGGAUGCAAACUUACUGCUUUUCAAAACGGUUAUUGCUGGUGACAGCUGGGGCGAGGUUGCUGUCCCAGUAAUUCAGGAAAAUCCAGCAAGUGCCUUCAUCUUCGUCGGCUCUCAGCUGACGUUGGUAUUUGGAGUUCUGAACCUCAUCGUUGCAGUUGUCGUUGACACCUUUGCAGAUGCCCGGCUCAACGAUGUCCAAACCUUGGCGGAGGAGAUGGAGGAUGAGAUUGACUUCGACAGAAAGUCCCUGGCGAAGAUUUUCGACAGAAUCGACAAGGAUGGAAGUGGGCAGCUAUCAUUGCAG